AUGAUCACCGGCUAUCCAUCACUAGAGCUCAAUACAGAUGUCGACGCGGUCUACGCUGAGAGAUUCCUCCCAAGGAUGUUUGAGCAAGUCCAGCAUACUUGGCUCAAGCAGCUUGAUAUGAACAUCGCAGAAAUUCCGCUCGAGGAAAGAGUAAUUGUUGCUUACGGCAAGGAACCAUCGAGCUGGGUCGACGGAGGUGUCGGCGGCUGGGAUGUGUGGCCUGCAACACCUCAAGGACGAAAGUUUACCGCCAAAGCGCAGGGAUCAGAGGAACUGGCGGUGGAAGAUAAAGACUGGGUGCAAGUUGCCGGCUGGAAUGGCCAAAUUGAUGAUGGAACAGUCCCGAAAGGGGGCGAGAAACUUUUUCUUAGGAAGAUUAUGAGUCGAUAA
Messenger RNA from Penicillium cinerascens, 390 nucleotides. RefSeq lists its product as uncharacterized. The coding region runs from base 1 to 390 and encodes 129 amino acids. The record is from RefSeq and is a predicted model, not a curated record. The transcript has a single exon. Lineage: Eukaryota; Fungi; Ascomycota; Eurotiomycetes; Eurotiales; Aspergillaceae.